AUGGCUACAAGAGACAGAGAUAGAUUUCGCAAGUAUGAAUCAGGUGCAUCAAAAGCGAGGAAACGCAAUUUAAGAGAAGAAUUUGAUAAAACACAAGCAGGCGCGUUGGACAAGUACAUACGCUAUCCAAAGGAAGUUGGUAAACAACAAAAAAAUGUUGAUUUGGUUGUGGAUUCCAAUGUCGCAAAUGUGGAACGUAACAAAAAGGACUACAAUGAGAGUACUACCAUUUGUGGUGAUGACAGUAAUAAUGAAUCCUCGCGUCAUUUAUUGUCAGCUGCAAACCCCCCGAAUUUUGACAAUAGGGACAAAUCAAGCGGCCUUUCUGAAAAUGAUUCUGGCGAAGAUAAUUCAUUCCCAAUGAUCGUAAAGGAUAUAUACGAUCCGGGUAAUUGGGAACAUAUGUCUAAUGCCCUUCGGAGUUUGCUGUUGGAGAAAGGUCCGAUCAGAUUACCUGACGACCAUGAUUAUCCAAUAGAUAUGGAAAAGAGACACUUUUCAAGGAAUUUUUAUAUUCGGAAGAUGCCAAACAAAGAAUGUGUAGAUAGGCGAUGGUUGGUUUAUUCUCAAAUAAAAGAUGCAGCAUUUUGUUUUUGUUGCAAGCUGUAUGGAAAAUCUUCCGCGGGAAAAUUGUCAAACGGGGUUGUAAUGACUGGAGACAUCUUGGACAAAAACUGGAAAAACAUGAGCUUUCUGCAGAACAUAUUAACAAUAUGA
This is a messenger RNA of Physella acuta, 717 nucleotides long. Its product is annotated as zinc finger MYM-type protein 5-like. The record is from RefSeq and is a predicted model, not a curated record. NCBI's taxonomy places the organism in Eukaryota, Metazoa, Mollusca, Gastropoda, Physidae.